Dictyostelium purpureum is the source of this 1232-nucleotide messenger RNA. RefSeq lists its product as uncharacterized. The record is from RefSeq and is a predicted model, not a curated record. NCBI's taxonomy places the organism in Eukaryota, Evosea, Eumycetozoa, Dictyosteliales, Dictyosteliaceae. The transcript is spliced from 2 exons. The coding region runs from base 9 to 1181 and encodes 390 amino acids.
UUAAAAUCAUGUAUAAAAUUAUUUUGAUUUUAAUAUUUGUUAUUUUUUAUAGUUUUAAUUUGGUUUUUUCAUUAGAUGUUAAAGAAUAUUAUAGAAAUGGAAGAUUUUAUAAUUUAGAAAAAAAACAAGGUGAUUUAAAAUUCAUCAAAAAGUCACAUGUAAACUCACCAAAUUCUCUUUAUUUCACUGAUGAUAAUUAUCUUUAUUAUCAUGAGAUCAGUGACUAUACAGUGUCUAAUAAAGUAUUAGAGGUUUCACCCGAUUUAAAAAUAAUUACAAUGAAAUCUAAUUAUUCAAUCACCUUCAACAAUAAUAAUGAUAAUUACACAUUUAAAGAUAGUAUUCAAAAAGAUUUUUUAAAUAAUGAUGUAAUUUUAAUGGAUAUAUUAAAUGAAGGUUUAACAAAUUACGAUAUUAGAUAUGACACCUUUUAUAAAAAAUGUGAUCGUGGUAACCUAAAGUUAGAUGGUAUAGUAGUUGGUAUGGACUAUAAAUGGAAUGAAAAAGUAAAUACUACAUUUUUUGCAAUUUCAUUGGCAGAUAUUUUGAUCCCAAGAAAGAGCUAUAAAAAAAUUGUAACCGAUAUCCCCAUCUCAAUAAAUCAACUAUCAAAAUUUAAAAGCCACUAUGAUAAAAUUAAUAAUAUUUAUUAUUGUCUCAUCAUCAAUGAAUCAACAAAAAUGAAGAGUUUAGUCUACUAUAACAUUGAUUUAAAAAUACUAACAAGUAUGGAUAUCGAUUUAAGUCAUAAUAGCCAUCAUUUGGAUUUCGACACCAUUUCAAUGUCAUCAAUAAAUGAUAAUGUCAAUAAAAUUUAUAUAAUGGGAUGGAAUAGUUUAGAAAAAAAGACAAUAAUACAUUCAUUUGAUUUGGGUGAUCAUAAAUUACGUAUUGUUCAUAAAGAUGAAGGUUAUCCAUCAGUCAUUUUCAAGAGUGAAAAUCCAAAUUAUUUAGUGUACCAUUGCAACAAGUCUAAUACUUUAACAGUAUUCAAUUCAAAUACCAAAGAAAUUAAUCAUUAUUUUUUUUCAAUCAACACAUCCAUUAAAAGUGCCUAUGCCAUUUUUCAACAAAAAGAAAUGUAUCAUAAAAAUAAUCAAAACAUCAUUAAUCUAAUAAUAACCUCUUUUGGUUUCUUUUUCAUUUUUAAAUUUUUAUUAAUUUUAUAUCAUUUUAUCUAACAUAUAGUUUUUUUUUUAAAUAAAUAAAUAAUAAAAAUAGAAAUAUUACAU